UUCGCGCAGCCGCAACCUUCACCACCACCGGCAUCCACCACCAACAUACGCACAGAUAGACAGAUAGACAGAACAGAGCAAGCGACGAGACGACAAUGUGUCAGGCCGACAGCACGCAGCCGAGCGCGGACAUAUUCUGGCGGCCGGGACAGGACGUGUCGCGCGUGCGCGGCACAGGCGCCGACAUCCACCGUCCGGACGUGUACGCCGUCGUCGACGCCGCGGUCGACAAACUCUCGGACGAGCUGCGCGAGCUCAGCCUCAACAUCCACGGUCAUCCGGAGAUACGAUACGAAGAACGACACGCCCACGACGCGCUCGCGUCCUUCAUGGAGAAGCAGGGCUGGGCCGUGAAGAGGCACCACCUGCUCGAGACCGCGUGGGAGGCGCGCUUCACGCACGGCGCGUCCGGCGAGGGGCGCACGGUCGGCGUGAACAGCGAGAUGGACGCGCUGCCGGGCGUCGGGCACGCGUGCGGACACAACCUCAUCGCCGUCGCGGGCGUCGCGGUCGCGUGCGCGCUCCGGAGCGCCAUGGAGGCGCUCGACGUGCCCGGCACGGUCGUCCUCCUCGGGACGCCAGCGGAAGAGAGCGAGUACGGGAAGGUCGUGCUCCUCGAGAAGGGCGCGUACAAGGACAUGGACGUCUGCCUCAUGUGCCACCCCGCGCCGGGCCCGCCGCUGUCCGCGAGUCUCGCGAGCUCCCUCGCGAUCACGCCGAUGGCCGUCGAGUACUUUGGGCACACCGCACACGCCGGGCUCGCGCCGUGGGAGGGCCACAACGCGCUCGACGCGGCCGUGUCGGCGUACACGAGCGUGUCGAUGCUGCGCCAGCAGAUCAAGCCCACGCACCGCGUGCACGGCACGCUUAAGGGCAAGGACUGGGCUGCCAACGUCAUCCCUGACUACGCAUGGAUGAAGUGGCUCAUGCGUGCUCCAACGCGCAGGGAGGUCGACGUGCUCGUGCCCCGCGUGCGCGCCUGUCUCGAGGCAGCCGCGAAUGCGACGGACACCAAGGCCAAGUUCGAUUUCGGGGAGGCGGCGCUGUACGAGCUGCGGCAGAACAAGGCGCUGAGCGACGAGUUCGCGCACAUCUUCUCGAGCAAGUAUGGUUCGAUUGAUUACGAGUACGGCAUCAGCGGCGCGUCGACCGAUUUUGGGAACGUGACAUAUGCGCUGCCCUCACUGCACCCGGGAUUCGCCAUCCCAACGAAAGCGGGCGGCACGAACCACACGCCAGAGUUUACGAAAGCGGCUGCGACGCCCGAGGCACACCAGGCAUGCAUGAACGUGUCCAAGGCACUCGGAGCGCUCGGCGCACGCGUACUCAUGGAUGCCGAGUUCUUUGAAAAGGUGAAGCGCACGUUUGAAGAAGAGAGCAGGCGGAGCGGAGCGUGAUUUAAAAAUUGAGAGAUCUUUGUUACUUGUCCUCGGUGGAAGGUCCUCGAAGAUAUAAGACAUCAGCGCCUUUGUGGCGUGUGC
Molecule: messenger RNA, 1481 nt
Organism: Phanerochaete carnosa HHB-10118-sp
Lineage: Eukaryota; Fungi; Basidiomycota; Agaricomycetes; Polyporales; Phanerochaetaceae
Exons: 14
Coding region: 96-1397 (433 amino acids)
Molecular function (GO): dipeptidase activity
Source: RefSeq, a predicted model, not a curated record